Molecule: messenger RNA, 2279 nt
Organism: Bradysia coprophila
Lineage: Eukaryota; Metazoa; Arthropoda; Insecta; Diptera; Sciaridae
Source: RefSeq, a predicted model, not a curated record
ACGCCAACAUUUUCAGUACACUUUCAAUUGAGUUCCAAGAGGCAUAUAAUUGCAAUUAGUGUGAUAAUAAUUCUAUUGUUUGUAUUGUCUCAUUGUUCGUUAAGGUUGAUGGUGUAGUCAAUAAAAUUAGUGAAAAUUUCUGAUAAGCGAAAGACAUGCCAGGCGUUGUGUUUCUUAUCGUUGUACCAACAGCGAAUUUUGAACGAGAACUUGUUCAGGACACAAAGUAUGAAAAACCCGAUUUUUACACAGUACGGCAGCCCAACCAUCUGCAUGGUAAUAACCUUAAUAUUAACCUUCCCGAAAACAAUGCCGUUUUACGCCUUGAAGUUGAAUUACGUGACAAAAAUACGAGACAUCGUCAGAAUAAUCAGGGAGGUGUUAGAAGAAAUGGUCAACAAUCACAUGCCUUAAAAGACGACAUCAAUAAUUACAUAGUACCAAUGGAAAAAGUCCUCGAGGAGCUGCUCCAUAAACUGCAUAUCGAACAUGUUACUUGGAGCUGUGACAAAAAGGGAAACUACCAUCACGUUAUAUUUCCACUUCAAUCUGGCGAUCCAUGCGAAACGACACUUCACUGUCUAACCGAAUUGAAAAUUGGAAUUAAUUUCGGUUCGAGUGUAAGUGUACUUCCAUGCACUGUAACGUACGAUGCACUGAAAGAUAGUAACUCAUUUGAAGAGCCGUACAGCGACGACGAAGAAUAUUCUAAAUGGAAUAGUUUCGUUGAUUCGAUUAAAUCGAAACUAACCGUAAAGCAAGUGGUUGAUGGCGUAAGAGCUGGUGGUGCACUGUCAUUUGACUAUCUACUUUUAAUUUUAACUGCUGAUGCUUUAGCUGCGCUCGGAUUAAUCGAAAAUAACGCACCAAAUAUUACUGCAGCCAUGUUAGUCUCUCCACUAAUGGGUCCUGUCAUGUCAGUAACAUUUGGUACCAUCAUAUCGGAUCGAGAGUUAGUGAAAUCCGGAUUUUUGUCUCUAUUUUUGGGGAUGUUCAUAUCAAUGGUGUUUGGCCUUAUUUUCGGCUUAAUUGUGGGUUCAACCGAAAUGCCGUGGGGAUUUAAUGAUUGGCCUACAGAGGAAAUGAAAGGACGUGGAAAUGUACGAAACCUUUGGGUGGCUGUUUUAUGGGCUUUAAUAUCUGGUACAGGCGUAGCAAUAGCUCUACUCCAAGGAGCAGCUGGACCAUUAAUAGGUGUUGCUAUUUCAGCAUCACUACUUCCACCAGUCGUGAAUUGUGGUCUAUUUUGGUCACUAUCAUGUACUUGGCUACUAUAUGACGGUGUUAAACUACCCCAUAUAAAGGGUGAACCAUACACCGGAAAUUCAUCAUAUGCACCGCUUUAUACGAAUUACAUGCCAACGGAGUUCUUCAUAAACGGUAUAGUCUCUGUGAUGCUAACAGUGGUGAACGUGAUAUGCAUCUUUACUACGGCAAUAAUCGUCCUGAAAAUCAAGGAAGUAGCAGCACCAUACACAUCGAGUCCGGAUUUACGAAGAUUCUGGGAGACGGAUAUCCGCACUGUACGAAAAGCUAAUCAAUCGACAAUACGUCGCAAAAAUGCUGGAAUGAAGACGUCACCAUUCCCCAACUUGAACGAUCCAAAAAAUAAAAAUCUCGAAUCAGCUCUUGAAAUGGCACUCAAAGAAGCUGUCGAUGAUGAAACGUUCCGCAAAGUGAAACGAAUGAGCUAUUCAAACAAUGCUGCUGAAGAGAUUACCCAGCGACUGGGCCUAUCUGCCAACGGUAGUGGUACUCCGAACAGCGGUGGCAUGAACUCUUUGCGCAACUCUAAACUCGGAACCGAUCUAUCCGUUUUGGACAAAUUGGUUACGUCCAUUUUAGAGAGGCAUCAACAACAAAAUUCUCAAUCCAGAUUACAUAGAUUGCGAUCGUUAACACGAUCAAGGAAUAAUUCAUUGACACGGUCGUCCGUUGAAGGUGGUACAAUGCAGUCAUCGACAUCGACGACAAUGCCAACAAUUAUGGAGAGUAAUGUUGGAAAUAACAGACCGUCGAGUUCAUGGUCGGAGCGCAGUAUUCAGGUUCCGGGAGUUCGGCAGAUCAUCAAUACGCUGACGAAUGCCCCGCAUAGCUUUUCUCAAAAUAGUAAUCGUGAUGAUGAAAGCACUAAUAUGUUGGAUUGAAACUUAUUUUAGUAAAAAUGAAUGCUAUCUAGCCAAAUGUCUGUAAAUUGUGUCGCAUUUGUAGCAUUUUUUAUGUAUAAAUACAGUGAAGGCUUAGAACUUUGUAAUUAAUAUUGAAUAAAUAGAAGCAAA